AUGGCCAGGACACUGCUCUUCAUCCUCCUCUUCCUCCUGCUGGGACUGCAAGGAGAGCCGAGGGACCAGAGGAGGGUCAGCAUCGAUCAGCCUCGUAUGCUGUCAGAUGAUGGUCACCUGGUCUUCACUACUGGGAACAACAAAGACAUCCGGUUCCAGACCUCAGCGUCAGGCCGGGUCAAAGUGGGUGAUGAAGACCUGACCCAGCUCCUGAGUCAGAUCAAGACCAACAAAGAUGAGAUAGAUGACAUUAAGUCUCAUGGAGGUGGAGUUCCUCCUGAUGUCACCAACAAGCUGAAUCAGCUGGACACCAGGGUGUCAACACUGGAAAACAAAGUGACUACACUUGAACAGGUGGUCCACAGGAAGUCCUGCAGCAGUAACCCCUGUCAGAACGGAGGAACAUGUCUGAACCUGCUCGACUCUUAUCACUGUGUGUGUCCCAGCAACUGGGCUGGUCCAAACUGUGCCACAGAUCUGAAUGAGUGUCAGGUGUAUUCAGGAACAUCUCAGCAGUGUCAGAACGGAGCCACCUGUGUCAACACCCCCGGAUCCUUCACCUGUACCUGUCCUCCUGAGUGGUCCGGGCCCCUCUGCACUGUGAGGUAUGAUGACUGCAGGAACGCAGGGCAGGACCUGUGUGUGCACGGCACAUGUAUUGAUGCAGACCGGGUUACACCUGGACAGCCAAAGUACCAGUGUAUCUGUGAGAGCGGCUGGGAGGCUCCAGCCGGGAACGCAGCCUGUGUAGCUGAUGUUAACGAGUGUGACCUGCCCAACAAGCCCUGCUCCGCCAACCCUGUGGUUCCCUGCUACAACACCCAGGGCUCCUUCUACUGUGGAGCCUGUCCUGCUGGCUGGCAGGGGAAUGGGUACAGCUGUCAGGAUGUAGAUGAAUGUUCGACCAAUAAUGGUGGCUGCUCCACUGCUCCCAUGGUUCAAUGCCUGAACACCAUGGGCUCCUUCCACUGCGGCUCCUGCCCCCCAGGUUAUGAGGGGGAUGGGAGAACAUGCACCCAGAGCAACAUCUGCUCCGUCAACAACGGAGGCUGUCACCCAUUGGCUACCUGCUCCUCCAGCCCAGCCUCCAGCUUCCCCGUCUGUACCUGUCCUCCAGGCUACAUAGGGAACGGUUACGGAGCAACAGGCUGCACCCAGACCAGCAACAUCUGUCAGACCAACAACCCCUGUGUCAACGGACAGUGUGUGGCCACCACCUCAACCCCCGGAUACACCUGUACCUGUAACCCUGGCUGGGAGGGGGUCAACUGUGACCACAACAUCAACGAGUGUUCCAGUAACCCCUGUCAGAACGGGGGGACCUGCACCGACGGCACCAAUGGAUUCACAUGUACCUGCUCGGCCCAGUGGACCGGCCCACUCUGCCAGACCCCACAGCAAGAGUGUGGAGGUUACCUGUCUGGCCCUGCAGGCUCCUUCAGUUAUCCCAACACCCCAGGUCAUGAUGAAUAUGACCACCAGGUCAGCUGUGCCUGGGUGAUCCGCAUCGAGCCCAACAAGAUUCUGCGUAUCACCUUUCCCUUCUUCCAGCUGGAGAGCAGCACCAACUGUAACUUCGACUUCCUUCAGAUCCAUGAUGGCGACAGCGCCUCUGCUCACAUGAUCGGGAAGUACUGCGGCCAGAACAACCCUCAGGAGCUCUUCAGCUCCCACAAUGCACUGUACUUCUGGUUCCGCUCCGACCACUCUGUCAAUGCUGAUGGCUUCACGGUGGUCUGGCAGUCUCAGGACCCAGUGUGUGGAGACCAGCUUACUGCUCCCUAUGGCAACAUUAACUCACCUGGUUACCCUGGAAACUACCCACCGAGCCGGGACUGCUAUUGGACGGUGACAGUCGAGCCAGGCCUGCUCAUUACCUUCGCUUUUGGGACUCUGAGUCUGGAGCAUCACCCUGACUGCACCUUUGAUUUCCUGGAGAUCCGGGACGGUCUUCUUCCUGAAGACCCUGUUCUGGGGAAGUACUGCAGUACUGGAGCCCCUCCCCCCCAGAGGACCACUGGUCCAGCUGCUUGGAUCCACUUCCACUCUGACUCCAGUGUCUCUGACCGAGGCUUCCACAUCACAUACACAACAUCACCCAGUGACCCUGGUUGUGGUGGUACCUUCACUGACAGCGAGGGCAUCAUCAUCUCCCCCAACUGGCCCAAUGACUACGCCCACAACCGCCAGUGCAUCUACCUGAUAAGGUUACCGGCCGGUGAGAAGGUUUCCCUGAACUUCACGCACAUGAACCUGGAGAGUCACAGCAGCUGCACCUUCGACUAUGUGGAGGUCCGUGAUGGCAGUGUGGAGACUGACCCUCUGAUUGGCAAAUACUGUGGGACCACCCUCCCAGCCCCCAUCGUCUCAUCCUCCAACUUCCUGUGGAUCCGGUUCAGGUCUGACAGCUCAGUGAGCCGGGCUGGUUUCAGGGCCGUCUACACUGUGGGUUGUGGAGGUACUCUGUCUGGGACUGGGCAGCUGCGCUCUCCCUACCACCCCAACGCCUACCCCCACAACAAGGUCUGUGAGUGGGUCAUCAACCAGCCAGAGGGCUACGUGGUCACACUUGACUUCCUGUCCUUUGACGUUGAGGGGGGGUCCUGUCGAUUCGACUUUGUCGAGGUCAGGGACGGCUCCACGUCCAGCUCUCCACUGCUGGGGACAUUUUGUGGUGUUCAGACUCCCCCCAGUCUCCAGACCACUCAGAGAUCCAUGUACGUCCGCUUCAAGACCGACUCAUCCGUCAGUAACCACGGCUUCGAGGCGGCCUACAGCUCCGCCUUGGAGGGAUGUGGUGAAACCCUGACCAGUCCCUCAGGCACCUUCACCAGCCCUGGCCACCCUACCAACUACCCCCAUGGUGCCAGGUGCACCUGGUACAUCAAUGUUGCCCCCGGCAACCUGGUCCGGCUCACCUUUGAGUCUUUCAACCUGGAGUACCACACGAACUGUGACCUGGACUAUCUGGAGGUCUACGACAAUGGGACUGUUGAGACCGGAACCAAGAUUGGCAGGUACUGUGGGCGUUCGGUGCCUCCCUCCAUCACCAGCACUGACAGUCAGCUGACUCUGUUGUUUGUGACAGACUCCAGUUUGUCCACAGAGGGAUUCUCUGCCAGCUACAUUUCCAUCAACGCAACCACAGAUUGUAGUGAGACCUUCACUGCCCCCACAGGCUCCUUCUUUUCACCUAACUACCCCAACUACUACCCCACCAACAGAGACUGCAUCUUCAAGAUCAUUGUUCAGGUCAACAUGCAGAUCAUGCUGAACUUCACCAGCUUUGACCUGGAGGGUUCCCCUCCUUCAUGCAGCUUUGACUUUGUAGAGAUCAGGGAUGGUGGUUAUGAGACGUCUCCUUUGAUUGGUAAGUUCUGCUCCAGUCAGAGGCCUCCGGUCCUGGUUUCCCAUAGCAACCGCCUGUGGGUCAGAUUCCGCUCCGACGCCUCGGUCACACGUAGUGGGUUCAUCGCUCACUGGGACGGAUCACAAGCUGGCUGUGGGGGGUCUUUGACAACGGCCUCUGGGGGGUUCUCCUCCCCUAACUACCCCCUGCCCUACCACCCUAACUCUGAGUGCUACUGGACCCUCAAGACCAGCCAAGGCAGCCAGCUGAUCCUCUCCUUCUCUGACUUCCACCUGGAGUCCAGCUCCACCUGCUCAUAUGAUUACCUGGCUGUGCAUGAUGGGAACAGCAGCAGUGCUCCAGAGGUAGCCAGGUUGUGUGGCAGUCAGCUGCCCAGCAGCAUCAACUCCUCCAGUCACCAGCUGUUCAUCAAACUCCGCACUGACAGCAGCAUCAGCACCGGAGGCUUCGUGGCAUCAUACACCUCCAAGUGCCGUGACGUGCUGAUCUCAGGCAGACACAAGGGGGCGCUGGAGUCACUGAACUUUCCCAACAACUACCCAGACAACUCGUACUGCAGCUGGACCAUCCAGGCCACUGGAGGAAACACCAUCAACUACACCUUCACGUCCUUCCAGCUGGAGUCCACCUCCAGCAGCUGUCAGUACGACUAUGUGAAGCUCUAUAAUGGACCUAACACACAGGCUCCUCUGAUUGGUUCAUUCUGUGGGUACAGACCCCCUUCAGCCAACAGCAGCACUGGCUCCUCCCUCACUGUGGUGUUCAGAUCAGACAACUCCGUGUCUCUGUCCGGCUUCCGGAUGAUGUGGUACCAGAAUGGCUGUGGGGGGGAUCUCUCUGGUCCACAGGGCUCCUUCACCAGUCCAGACUACCCCAGCAGGUACCCCGAGAACAGGGAGUGUUUGUGGUACAUCACCACAUCAGCUGGCAGCAGCAUCACCCUCACCAUCCAUGAGUUUGAUGUGGAGUUCCACCCAGACUGUAACUAUGAUGUUCUGGAGGUGUAUGGAGGUCCGGACCUUUCAGCCCCUCAGCUGGUCAAGCUCUGCAGCACCACGUCCAGCCCCAUGCAGGUCUCCAGCACCGGGAACCUGCUCACAGUCCGCUUCAAGUCCGACGCCUACGUCAGCGGCCGAGGCUUCAACGCCAGCUGGACUGAAGUCCAGGGAGGCUGCGGGGGUCCAGUCACUGCUCCAUCAGGGGAGAUCCACUCUCCUUCUUAUCCCAGCAGCUAUCCCAACAAUGUGGACUGUUCCUGGGUCCUCAGUGUGGACUCCCACCAUCGAGUCUCCUUCAACUUCUCUGACCUGGACAUCGAGCACCACAGUAACUGUGCCUGGGACUACGUGGCUAUCCACGACGGUCCAACCGCGUCAUCUCCUCUGCUGGCCCGAGUGUGUGGCUCCAGUCUGCCUCCCUCCAUCACCUCCACCCAGAACUCCAUGUUUGUUCGCUUCAGGUCCGACUCCAGCCGCAGCCACCGAGGAUUCAGUGCUCACUUCUCUGAGGCCUGUGGUACAACCAUCAUCACAGACGAUGUGGGAGGGGCCAUCGCAUCGCCACGGUACCCAUCCCCGUACCCACCCAAUCAGAACUGCAGCUGGAUCAUCAGAGCACAGGAACCAUUCAACCAUGUGACCCUGUCCUUCACUGACUUUGAGCUGGAGAUGAUCAACACCAACUGCUCCCAUGAUGCAGUGGAGGUCCUGGAUGGAGAUAACUACCAGGCUCCUUCUAUAGGUCGUUACUGUGGCGUGGAGGUCCCUCACCCCAUCACGUCCUUCAGUAACUCAUUGGUGGUGAACUUCGUCUCUGAUUCCUCCGUCUCCAGGAAAGGCUUCAGAGCCUCGUUCUCAGCCUCCACCUCCAGCUGUGGAGGAGACCUGGUGAUGGAGAGUGGAGCGUUCAACAGUCCCAACUUUCCAGACGCUUAUCCACCGAAUGUGGAGUGUGUGUGGACCAUUAGGAGUUCUCCAGGAAACCGUCUCCAGCUCUCCUUCAUGGUCUUUCACCUGCAGGGAGACUCGGGCUGUCACAACGACUUCGUGGAGAUCAGGGAGGGAAAUUCCACGGGGCCUCUGGUUGGUCGGUUCUGUGGAUACUCUCUUCCCUCCAACUACACCUCCGUGAUCGGUCACAUCCUGUGGGUGAAGUUCGUGUCCGAUGCUUCAGUCAGCGGAGUGGGAUUCAGAGCCACCUUCUCUCACCUGUAUGGUAAUGAUGUGACGGGGGAGUCGGGUCAGAUUGCCUCCCCUCUGUAUCCCAGAACCUACCCCAACAACGCCCACUACCGCUGGACCAUCAGUGUGGACGGAGACAGCUACGUCCAGAUCCGCUUCCUGGACAUGGACAUCGAGGACCUGUACGACUGCUACUACGACCAGCUCAGAGUAUUUGAUGGCUCCAGUGUUCACUCCUACCCCAUCGGGACCUUCUGUGGUCUGGACCUGCCGCCUCCCCUGAGGAGUACCAGCAACACCGUCACCCUGCAGUUCCAGUCUGACACAGUGCAGGGAGGACGGGGCUUCCUGGUGGAGUGGACUGCGGCCCAGGACUCUGGACCCCCACCCACCAUUACACCAGGUGCGUGUGGUGGAAUCCUGAUGACCGGGGACUCUCCGGCCUUCCUCUUCUCCCCCGGCUGGCCUGAGAACUACCUUCCUAACCAGGAGUGCACCUGGCUGAUCCGGUCUCCAGGCUCCACUGUGGAGUUCAACAUCCUGUCUCUGGACAUGGAGGACUACCCCACCUGCUACUUUGACAGCCUGGUCAUCAGAGACGGUGCGACCAGUAUCUCCCCCGUGCUGGCCAAUGUGUGUGGUCGUGAACUUCCAGGUUCCCUCCAUUCCACAGGAGAUUCCAUGUUCAUCCACUUCUCCUCAGAUGGCAGCGUCAGCGGCCGAGGCUUCAACGCCUCCUACUCCAGAGGUUGUGGAGGUCUGCUGCAUGUAGACAGGGGGGUGCUCAGCAGCCCCCGCUACCCUCAGACCUACCUGCCUGGUCUGGACUGCAGCUGGCACGUGAUGGUGACCCCUGGCUUCAGGGUCUCUGUCACUUUCCAGACUCCAUUCCAGAUUCAGGGCUAUGGGACCGGCUGCAGCUCAGGAGACUACCUGGAGCUGAGGAACGGUCCGGACGCCUCAGCUCCACUCCUGGGGGGUCGUCUGUGUGGAACUAGUCCCCCCUCCCUGGUGCAGACCACUGACAACCACCUGUUUGUUCACUUUGUGUCUGAUGCCAGCAACGAGGCCAGCGGCUUCCAGCUGACCUUCGAGGCCCACAGUCAAGCGUGUGGGGGCUUCAUCGAGCUGAAUCAUGGGGACCCUCCAGGUUACAUCACCUCACCCAACUACCCUCAGAACUACCCCCAGAACAUCGACUGUAUCUGGGUCGUCACGGUGCCCAACGGAGAGGCGGUCCAGAUCGACUUUGAGGAUGAGUUCUACAUCGAGCCCACCACCAGUUGUCUGUACGACUACCUGGAGUUGCGUGACGGAGCAACAUCUAACGCCGAUUUGAUUUCCCGCCUCUGUGGCAACACACGACCAUCUACCCAGCAUUCAACAGGGUCCUCCAUGCUGCUCAGGUUCCGCACUGACACCAGCGUCACACACAAAGGCUUCAAGGCAAAGUACUCCAAGGCGACAUGUGGAGGAACCUACAUCGGUCAGAGUGGAACCAUCAAGAGCCCUGGCUUCCCAGGAUCCAACUACCCUGACAGCUCCAACUGUGAGUGGUUCCUGGAGGGCCCCACAGGACACUACCUGACCCUCAGCUAUGAGAGCUUCAGUCUGCAGACCAGCUCAGGAUGCUCUGCUGACUACGUGGAGAUCAGAGAGUACAACGCCUCAGGGCGUCUCCUGGGCCGACACUGUGGCUCUAACCUUCCCACCUCUUUGGACACGUCUGACAGUUUUGCCUUCGUCAGGUUCGUCAGUGACUCCAGUGGGAACGCAGCAGGUUUCAGUCUGAGGUUUGAGGCCAGUGUUGAAGCCUGUGGAGGAGAGCUCAACGCCCCCUCAGGAACCAUCUCCUCUCCUAACUACCCCAACCUGUACCCUCACAGCCGGGUGUGUCGCUGGACUCUGGUGGUGCCGCCAGGCCGCCGGGUCACUCUCACCAUCAACGACCUGCGGCUGGAGGGUUCUGGUACUUCCUGUUCAUUUGACUACGUUGAUGUUCUGAACGGACUGGCGGUCAACGCCCCCCGCCUGCAGCGCUUCUGUGGUACAGUACCAGCAGGAACCCAGGUGCGCUCCUCUGGUAACACCAUGAUGGUGGUCUUCAACACGGACUCCUCUGUGUCCAACGGAGGCUUCACGGCAUCUUACUCCUCUGAGGAGGCUGCAGUGUGUGGUGGAGUCCUCAACAACCCCGUGGGCGGGAACUUCACGUCUCCUGGAUACCUGGUGUCCAACUACAGCAACAACCUGAACUGUGAGUGGCUGAUCCAGAACCCCCGACACGUCAACUCCUCCAUCGUGGUUCUGGUAGAAGACCUGCACCUGGAGCACCACCAGACCUGCCAGUCAGACCACCUCCAGUUCCGCUUAGGUAACUCUGAGGGGCAGCUGUUGGCCACGUUUUGUGGGCAGACCACCCCCAGAGUUCCCAUUGUAGUCUUCACCCCCGAGCUCUGGGUCCAGUUCCUGACUGACAGCUCCCAGGGAGACCUGGGCUUCAAGGCCAAGUACCUGUUCUCAGAGUGUGGGGGCUUGCAGACAGGUGAAGGAGGGGGGCUAUCCAGUCCUAACUACCCCAACUCCUACCCCAGCCCCAGUCGCUGUGCCUGGCUGCUGGAGGCCCCUGAGGGCCACACCAUCACACUGACCUUCAGCUACUUUAACCUGGAGCCACACUCCACCUGUGGCUGGGACUCUGUCACCAUCUUCAAUGGAGCCUCCCCUGGCUCUCCUAUCAUUGGUCAGUACUGUGGGACCACGUCCCCAGGAACCAUCCAAUCAGGCUCCAACAAGCUGGCUGUGGUCUUCCUGGCCGACCACAGCGUGUCCAGAGGAGGAUUUGUAGCGACGUGGUCUGCUGACUCCUCAGGCUGUGGGGGGGUGAUCCAUGCUGACUCAGGAACCAUCAAGUCUCCCAACUACCCCCAGAACUUCCCAGCCAACGUGGAGUGUUCGUGGCAGGUCAUCGCCCAUGAGGGGAACCACCUGGAGCUGAGCUUCAGCAGCGACUUCCAGAUCCCAGACAGCAGUGGAACCUGCCAAAGCAGCUUCAUCAAGGUGUGGUCAGGUCAGACCCAGAAUGCUGAGGCUCUGCUGUCAACAGGCUGUGGCUCCGUGGCCCCGGGGCCCGUCAUUGCUCCAUAUAACAUCAUCACGAGCCGGUUCCAGGCCACCGGAGCGACCGGCAGAGGAUUCUCCGCCUCCUUCAGAACCAGCUGUGGAGCGAACUUCACAGCUCCCAGUGGGCGUGUGGUUUCUCCUAAUUAUCCUUCGGACUACCCCGACUCCUCCAACUGUAACUACACCAUCGACGCUGGAGCGCAGACCGUGGUGGUCGUCACCUUCCAGGUGUUCCAGGUGGAAGCUCACUCCACCUGUCAGUAUGAUGGGCUGAAGAUCUACAGCCUGACCUCCAGUGGCUCUCCCAUGGCCACCGUGUGUGGCAGCAGCAUCCCAGGACCCUUCUCCACCUUCGGCCCCAUGUUACUCCACUUCUACUCAGACUCUGUGCUGACUUACAGCGGCUUCAUGGCCGAGUACAGAGCCAUCCCUUGUGGUGGUUUCUUCAACAGCUCUAUGGGCUCAGUGAGCAGUCCAGCUCUGUCCAUGACCAACUACCAUCACAACAUCAACUGCACCUAUCACAUCAUGGUGAAGACAGACAGAGUGCUGGCGCUCAAGUUCAACACCUUCCACCUGGAGGCGUCCUCCUCCUGUCGCUAUGACUACGUGGCGGUUUAUGAUGGACAGGACACGUCUGCGCCUCUGCUGGGGAGGUUCUGCGGUGCAGCGCUCCCCCCCGACCUGCUGUCCUCCACCAACCAGCUGUUCAUCGUGUUCAGGACAGACGCUUCAGUGAGCGGCGUCGGCUGGAGAGCGACCUACAGCGAGACGCUCGGUCCAGCUCAGGGAUGUGGUGGCUACCUGUCCAUGCCCAUGGGCAUGUUGGGUUCUCCAGACCCAGACCUGGACGGUCGUUACGAGCCCAGGAUGGACUGUUUGUGGACCAUCGAGACGCCAGUCAACAAGGCCAUCAACCUGACCUUUGACUCCUUCGAGCUGGAGAGCUCCUCGACCUGUCGCUAUGACUACGUCAAGGUGUACGAUGGGGACAACGUGAACUUCCCUCUGGUCGGGACGUUCUGUGGAAACUCCAUUCCUGCUUAUUUUGUGUCCAGUGGAAACUUCCUGACUCUUCACUUUGUCACUGAUAACUCAGUUCAGAGACGAGGCUUCAAUGCCACAUACAGAGCUGUUCCAGUGCUGUGUGGGGGGACCUUGAAUGCCACGACCAACGCCCAGACUCUGACCUCACCCUCCUUCCCCAACGCCUACCCUCCUCAAACCACCUGCCGCUGGAUGCUGGAUGCUCCGCCCCAGGAAACCAUCAAGGUGUCAGUCCAGACCUUCGUGCUACAGCCGAGCCAGAGCUGCUCCACAAACUACCUGGACAUGAAGGACUGGCCUGAGGGAGACUAUGGACAGUCACACAAGUUCUGUCCAUCAGACGCUCAUCCACCAGACUUCUACAGCUACGGCAGAACUGUGCUCAUGUACUUCAGGUCUGACUCCUUCAUGGCAGGAAACGGCCUGAGCUUCACCUAUCAGAUCGCCAGCUGCAGCCGGACUUAUGAGCAGGAGUAUGGGUACCUGAAGAGUCCAGGCUGGCCUGAAGUCUACCCCUACAACCUGGACUGUACCAUGGUCCUGAAGGCUCCGCAGAACAACUCCAUCUCCUUCUUCUUCAACAGCUUCGAUGUGGAGAGACACACCCAGUGUCAGUUUGACUAUCUGGAGGUGCGUAACGGCAGCACAGCAGCCUCCCCUCUGUUAGUCCGGCUCUGUGGCAGCACCCUGCCCAACCCUAUAUUCCCACAAUCCAACCUGCUCUACCUGCGCUUCAAGACAGACAGCUCCCUGGUCCGAGACGGCUUCGAGGCCACAUGGACGUCCUCCCCUCACGGCUGUGGUGGGACCCUGUUCGGAGACCACGGCUCAUUCUCCAGUCCCAAUUACCCCGGCACCUACCCCAACAACACCCGCUGCGAGUGGAGCAUCGUGGCGCCCAGAGGUCGUGUGGUGACCGUCACCUUUGCUCAGAUCAGUAUUGACGACCCUGGAGACUGUCAGAACAACUUCCUGAGGUUGUACGAUGGUCCAGACGCUUCCUCUCCACCUGUGGGGCCUUACUGUGGAGCGGAAACCAACAUCGCUCCGUUCACAGCUUCCUCACAUCAUGUCUUCAUCGUGUUCCAGGCUCAGUUCGCCGCCCUGCCCUCAGGCUUCAGACUCACCUGGAGCAGCUGAACACACACACACCGUUACUAAUGAACUAAUCAUGGUGUUUUUAACCCACUGUAAAUAAUAAAUAUCUGAAGUGUUGUAAUAAAUUCAUGAUUUAAGAAAAACAA
This is a messenger RNA of Seriola dumerili (greater amberjack), 10964 nucleotides long. RefSeq names its product cubilin (gene cubn). Gene Ontology annotation, molecular function: calcium ion binding. The record is from RefSeq and is a predicted model, not a curated record. Lineage: Eukaryota; Metazoa; Chordata; Actinopteri; Carangiformes; Carangidae. The transcript has 67 exons. The coding region runs from base 1 to 10860 and encodes 3619 amino acids.